AUGGCAUAAGAAAUAAAUCAAAAAAUACUGAGCUAUAGUAAUUCGUAGAAAUAAUAACAUUCUUAACUUCCUCAAAAAGAAUCUAUGGAAAUAAUUACUUAAGAAUACCAAAAUCUCAUUGAUAAAUUUUCAUAAGAAAUUUUUUAAGCAAAGCAAAUCAAAAAAGAAAAAAAUGAAAAGAGAUCUGAAAGGCUUAAAAACAUUCCAACAUUCACAAAUCUAUUAUAAAAACCAUAGCUUGAUAGAUGA
Messenger RNA from Paramecium pentaurelia, 249 nucleotides. The record is from the annotation of a GenBank genome assembly. Lineage: Eukaryota; Ciliophora; Oligohymenophorea; Peniculida; Parameciidae.